UUAUAGCCGUUGCCCCUCUCACGCUCCUCUCUCCUUUCAGCUGCUCGCGCCUCACUCUUUCUUGACCAUCUGAAGUCUCUCAUGGGUCCUUCAACGGCUUUAUCGCAUCUGUUGCUCUCUCUCUGCAAAACCCUAAUUUGCUUGGAAUGAACCACUUCUGAAUUCCUCGUUUUCAAGUUGAAUUUACCGUACUGCUUUUUCACUCGAUAAGUAAACAAGAAAAUGUCAGACGUCGAUCCGUCCAAGAAAGUGGCCGAUAGGUAUCUCAAGCGCGAAGUUCUCGGUGAAGGUACCUAUGGAGUAGUAUACAAAGCUAUUGAUACCCAGACAGGACAGACAGUUGCAAUUAAGAAAAUCCGGCUCGGCAAGCAGAAGGAAGGGGUGAAUUUUACAGCCCUUAGAGAGACUAAAAUACUUAAAGAGCUCAAAGAUCCAAAUAUUAUUGAGUUAAUUGAUGCCUUCCCGCACAAAGGCAAUUUGCAUCUUGUCUUUGAAUUCAUGGAGACAGAUCUUGAAGCUGUUAUAAGAGACCGGAAUAUUUUUCUUUCACCAGCUGAUAUAAAAUCUUACCUUCAAAUGACUCUGCAAGGUCUUGCUUAUUGCCACAAGAAAUGGGUUUUGCAUAGGGAUAUGAAACCAAACAACUUGCUGAUUGGAUCUAAUGGACAGCUGAAACUUGCAGAUUUUGGUUUAGCUCGAAUCUUUGGGAGCCCAGACCGAAGAUACACUCAUCAGGUGUUUGCUCGGUGGUAUAGAGCACCUGAGCUGCUAUUUGGUACCAAGCAAUAUGGUUCAGGGGUAGAUGUUUGGGCAGCAGCUUGUAUAUUUGCUGAACUUCUUCUUCGUCGACCCUUUUUGCAGGGGUCAAGUGAUAUUGAUCAAUUAGGUAAGAUUUUUGCAGCAUUUGGAACGCCAACUCCUUCUCAGUGGCCGGAUAUGGUAUACCUUCCUGACUAUGUUGAAUACCAACAUGUUCCUGCCCCCCCUUUUCGUUCUCUAUUUCCAAUGGCAAGUGAUGAUGCUUUAGAUCUGCUGUCAAAGAUGUUUACAUUUGAUCCAAAAGCUAGAAUUUCAGCUGUGCAGGCAUUAGAGCACAGGUACUUUUCCUCAGCACCUCUGCCCACAGAACCAUGCAAACUUCCUAGACCUGCCCCUAAAAAGGAAUCUAGGGUUUCUGAUUCCAAUCCACAUGAGGGUCCAACUGUACUAUCACCUCCAAGAAAGUCUCGGAGAGUGAUGCCAGGACGUGAUAGAUUUGAAGAAAAUUCAUUGCGAGGAGACAGUGUUGGUAACUUCAGGCAGCCUGCUGGUGAUAAUACAGGAAAGAAUGAACCAGCACCAAUGUCAAUAGAUUUUUCUAUCUUUGGAUUAAAAUCUCCAAAUAGACCUACAAUUAACAGUGCUGACAGAUCACAUUUGAAGAGAAAAUUAGAUCUAGAAUUCCAGCAGCCAGAAUGAAUAUUCUGACUGGAGCUGUUUAUGCGAGGGACACAACCGGGGAAGUCUAGUGGAUAGUUGGACGCUUAAAAGGUGUCCCAUGGUGUUCCCGGCCAAAGCUACUUUGGAUUUGUAGAUGUUCAAAGGAAGAAGUAGCAGCGGCCGUAUAUUGACUUCGUACUUGAUUUCAGUCCUGACACCUAAAAUUGAUGUUACAGGAAAAAAAAAAUUAAAAGUUAGAUGCAGUACACUUGGGCUCUCCUUCUUCUUCUUU
Molecule: messenger RNA, 1711 nt
Organism: Neltuma alba
Lineage: Eukaryota; Viridiplantae; Streptophyta; Magnoliopsida; Fabales; Fabaceae
Product: cyclin-dependent kinase D-3-like
Exons: 7
Coding region: 223-1458 (411 amino acids)
Biological process (GO): positive regulation of transcription by RNA polymerase II; protein phosphorylation
Cellular component (GO): transcription factor TFIIK complex; transcription factor TFIIH holo complex; cytoplasm
Molecular function (GO): RNA polymerase II CTD heptapeptide repeat kinase activity; cyclin-dependent protein serine/threonine kinase activity; ATP binding
Source: RefSeq, a predicted model, not a curated record